Molecule: messenger RNA, 1478 nt
Organism: Cyprinodon tularosa
Lineage: Eukaryota; Metazoa; Chordata; Actinopteri; Cyprinodontiformes; Cyprinodontidae
Product: C3a anaphylatoxin chemotactic receptor-like
Exons: 3
Coding region: 143-1192 (349 amino acids)
Biological process (GO): complement receptor mediated signaling pathway; phospholipase C-activating G protein-coupled receptor signaling pathway; positive regulation of cytosolic calcium ion concentration
Cellular component (GO): plasma membrane
Molecular function (GO): complement receptor activity; G protein-coupled receptor activity
Source: RefSeq, a predicted model, not a curated record
GUAGAUGCAGCACUAACAUCUUCUCAAAAGCUGAGUUUGUUUUCACAGAAUGUUCUGAUUUUAUAUUCUCAUUUUGUCAAAUCGUUGGAAAUUCUGUCUGUUUUUAAGCGGACUGUUUAGGAUCCUGUUUACUGACAUCACAAUGUUUGUCAAUUCCUCUAUACUCCCUGGGAUAGCCAAGUCCUCCAAGGAUGACCACACGAAGGUGGAUGUUGAGGCCAUCAUGGAAAAUAUCAGCAUUGUCCUCUUCACUCUGACUGUUGUGUUUGGGAUCACAGGGAACUCUUUGGUGAUCUGGGUGGCUGGAUUCAAACUCAAGCCAAAGGUUACCAAUGUGUGGCUGGUGAAUCUGGCCAUAGCCGACCUCGUCUUCAGCGUGACAAGAAUGUUUUCCCUGAUAAAGAAGCUCUUCUACAACUACUGGCCCUUUGGAGUGUUUGUCUGCAAAUUCAACGGCUUCUUUAAAUACGCCAACAUGUUCUGCUCUGUCUUCCUGCUGGCUAUCAUCAGUCUGGACAGAAUGCUUUGCAUCUGGAAGCCUGUCUUUACAAAGCGACGGCGCACCCUGUGUGCUGCCAGGGUGGUGGCACUUUGUGUCUGGAUCUCAGCGGUCCUCUUCAGUAGUCCCUACUUCAUCUACCGCCAAGUAUACAUGAAGAACAACGCGAGCAAAUGUUCCAUGGAGGUGAAAGAGGGGCAGGAGGGGACCAGCUCCAUCAAAUAUUUUCUGUAUUUAAAUCGGUUCCUGUGUGGCUUCAUUUUCCCCUUCAUGGUCAUUCUUAUCUGUUACAUCAUGGCUGGCAUUGGCAUCCGACGCACACGCCUUUCAGGGAAGUCACGGCCCCUGCGUAUAUUGGCAUCCCUGGUCAUAGCCUUCUUCCUGUGCUGGGGUCCCUACCAUUGUCUGUUAAUUGUGAAGAUGGUGGACAAAAAAAAUGCAGUGUUGAAAGUCUGGCAGCCUUUGGCGAAUGGUUUUGCAUAUUUUAACAGCUGCGUGAACCCGCUGUUGUACUUCUUUAUGGGGCUGAAUGUGAGAGGCCAGUUCAGACAGAGUCUGAUGGGAAUUUACAAGAAAGCUUUGGCUGAUGAUGUUGAAGGACAGACGACUCAGUCGAACGAGCGAUCUCUGGACGAAAGCAGUUCAUCAAAAUACAAUGCUGCUGUGGUGGCAGAAAGAACUGAAGUGCUUUAGUUGCCAAGCUUUCGCUUCUACACGAGCCAUGCCAUUUAGAGUGAUACUGAACCAAUGAACUGAAUUAAAAUAAGUCAAUAUGUUAAAUUGUCUUUGUGAAUCUAUGAGAAGAGCGACAGAUUUAUUCCUGGAAUAUGUAUGACCAUGAGUGCAUUACCAUUUUGUAUUGUUAAAUUUUACAAAUCAUUUUAAAAAGCAUAUUUUUUUGUAAGCCAAAUCCAAAAUGUACUCUUUAAUUCGAAUUAAUUAGUAUAUAACAUCAAGAAAACGAAAGAUAUUCUUUGUC